Molecule: messenger RNA, 5836 nt
Organism: Amoebophrya sp. A25
Lineage: Eukaryota; Dinophyceae; Syndiniales; Amoebophryaceae
Source: the annotation of a GenBank genome assembly
AGAAGCAGAAAGAUUUAUGUUACCAAAAGGUUUUCCCCUUUUUGAAUUCUUUCUACUUUAAACAUAGCUCUUGUAAUUCCUCUAUCAGUCAGAGGUUUGCAAUUGCUAUCAUUCUUGAAUCUACUUGUAAGAUAAACAAAUGUGACUUAACAUCAACUCGAUCAUCGAACCAGUCCAAGUUUAAGAUCGUUUUGUUUUAGGCAAGAAGAUAAGUGUAUUUUACAUUGAUUUGCACUUUUUUUGGCCUUUCUCUUUUGUGUAGAUUAGUAACCAAACGAACUGUUCAAGACCUUUCGUAAUAGAUCAAUCACUCAAUCGAACUUCAAAAUUUCAAUUAUUCAUCCACCUGAUUACACUUAAUAGUGUUUUGUAGGUACCUAUAGGACCACAAAUUGUUUUCAACGAUCUUGCACUUCUUUUUAGUGUAGUUAACUUUUUAGUACUUAGUUUGUGGUCAGUGAUCUCACUUCUACAACAGCGAAAAUGACGGCAAUUGUCUUAGGAGGUGGGCUGUCUGGUAUGGCCGCAGCCAACACUGUUAUGGAGAACGGAGGUAAGGUCAUCCUCCUCGACAAGUCGGCCUUCUGUGGUGGUAACAGUACCAAAGCCACCUCGGGUAUCAACGGAGCUAACACCAAGACUCAGCGUGCUUUAGGCAUUGAGGAUUCAGUCGAAUUGUUUUCAUCCGAUUGCCUCAAGGGUGGUGCCAAGAAGCCGGAACUCGUCAAGGUAGUGUGGGAUUCCUUGUGAUUAUGCUUAUUCUACUGUGUUUUAUGAAUUUCAUCUAUGAUCAACAGUAAACGUAGCAAAAAAAGUCCAUUUUGACGUCUAGAGUGGUUCUAGAAUUUUGAGUUUUUCUCUCCUAGUAGUCAUCGUAGCGACAUCUUACCUUCGUUUCAGGUUUUGGCCCAGAACAGUGGUCCGGAUUGCGACUGGCUGAUGGAUGUCUUCGGAUUAGACUUGUCGCUCGUUGCCCGUUUGGGUGGCCACUCCGCUCCGCGUACGCAUCGUGGUAAGGAGCGCUUCCCGGGUAUGACUAUCACCUACGCUUUGAUCCAGAUGGUCGAGAAGAUCGCGGAAAAGACCAAUGGCGAGUUCGCAAAGGUGGUCACCAAGGCAAAGGCAACUAGCCUCAUCUUCGAAGCUGGCAAGGUGAUCGGAGUCAACUACGAGAAAGGUGGAUCGAUGCUGAAGGAGAUGGGACCGGUUAUCAUCGCCACCGGUGGUUUCGGUGCCGACUUUUCCCAGGACUCGCUGCUCGCCAAGUACCGCCCGGACUUGAUGCACUUGCCGACCUCUAACGGAGAACACUGCACUGGUAUUAAAUUGAAACCCGUUUACUAGCAGAAUCAAAUGAUGAUCUAGCAUCGGCUCUAUUCCUGUCAAGAACAAUCUGAACUUGGGGAUUUGAUUGCAAUUUGUUGUACUACAACGUUGAUAUGUAGAAGACGCAGAGGAAAAAGAAUUAGAGACGUUCGAAACGACCAAUUCCAACAGGUGAUGGCAUCAAGAUGGGCGAGGCCAUUGGUGCUCGCACUAUCGAUCUUGAGUGGGUGCAGGUUCACCCGACCGGUUUGGUGAACCCGAAGGACCCGGAUGCAAAGGUGAAGUUCUUGGCUGCUGAGGCGCUCCGUGGAGUAGGUGGUCUCAUCUUCGAUGCCGAAGGGAACCGUUUCGCCAACGAGUUGGGUCGUCGUGAUUACGUCACCGGCGAGAUGUGGAAGAACAAGGGACCCUUCCGUCUCUGCCUGAACAAGGUAAUGAUUGAGUCUUCCAUUCUGAUACUCAUAGGGUUAUGAUUAUGGUACGGAACAAGAAAUAUUUUCUGGAUUUUUGAGGUCAUUUUCUUACCUAAUAUGAUAUGCUUCAAACGAGAAUGACUCACUAAACUUUCUUCUCUUUCUACACCCACCUCCAGGCUGCUGCGGACGAAAUUAUCUGGCACUGCAAGCACUACACAGGUCGUGGUGUGAUGAAGUUCUACGAAUCUGGUGCUGCAUUGGCCAAGGAGCUCGGUGUGCCAGUUGAGCGCAUGGCCGCCGCGCACGAAGCUCACUACCAAGCCGGUAAGAAGCAGGAGAAGGAUCCGGAGGGAGGACCCUUCCCCGGUUACCCGACUGGUAUUACCUCCUACUGCUACUAUGUAUUACUCCAGUACGUAAUUGCUUUUGCUUUUCACACUAUUCAUUGUGAUGAAAUGAUUUUUACUUUUACUUCGUCCCCAAUUAUACGAGCAUGACAAAUCAACGAUUCGUCUCAUAAUUAGUUUGUCCUCUUUUCCCUCCAACAGGUAAGACUUGGGAUGAGCCAUCUGGAAAGACUGGAAGUGGAAAAAAGUUCUUUCACAACAUGAUUACGGGAUCCCAGUUCGCUUCUGAGCCAUUCUAUGUUGCGAUUAUCACACCGAUCAUCCACUACUGUACUUGAAACAUCCUGUUUUUGUUAGACUUUCGUCUUCGUUUGAAUUGAUUUUUGAAGGUGGAAGGAAUCAGAAACGUAGUUUGCAAAGUUCUCUGAUGUUUGUUUUUCUAGUGGUCUCAUACUCAUUCGUGUUUACAUCUGUAGCGUAUAAGCAAAAUAUGAUGAACCUUGUUGGAUGUCUUUAAUCAUGUAAGAGAGAUCUUUUUUCAACCGACCUUGUUCCCCUUGCAUACUACUCCUCACCCGACGCCGACCACUAUGCUGUCUAACGCAACAGUCGCACCUACCAUUCACAGGUAUGGGUGGUCUGGAGAUCACCACCGAAGCCGAAGUUGUCGGGGCGGGUGGCAAGCCAAUUCCUGGUCUCUUCUGCGCUGGUGAGGUCAUGGGUGGCGUCCACGGAAACAACCGUCUUGGUGGAAACUCUCUCCUCGAUUGCGUCGUGUAUGGCCGCGUUGCCGGUAAGGCUUGCGCUACCUACAUGUUCGGCAAGAACGGCCUCAAGGCGACCUCUCUCCAGACCCUCUCCGGUGGCGGCAUUUCUGGUGGUGGUACCGAGAAGAGCGCUCUUUCCGGUGGAAGCUACGAGGAUGCUCCGGGAGCACCCGCUGCAGCAAGUGGUGGUGAUGGCAAGCUGACUUUGGAAGAAGUCGCAAAGCAUACAUCCGAAGAUGACUGCUGGGUCGUGGUCAACGGUGACGUGUUGGAUGUCACGGAAUUCCUUCCGGAUCACCCGGGUGGCAAGCUCGCGAUCUUGACCUUCGCUGGUAUUGUAAAAUUUUAGUUUCAUGAAAAUGAUUUUCAUUUUGAUUAUUCUAUCCUUGGUUUCACUUUCUUCACCAAACAAUUUAGUAUUGAAAAUUCGGGGUAAAGAACCGACAUUUUUCUCCAUUUUACUUACUUCAUUGCGUAAAGAGGCAACUUCUACUACAGGUAAGGAUGCCACUGAGGAGUUCAACAUGAUCCAUCCUCCGGAUGUCAUUGAAAAGUAUGCGCCGAAGGCAGUCUUGGGGAAGCUGCAGGAAGGAGGUACUGACUUCCAUUUGUGUCAUUCUCUCUUUUUCACGAUGAAUCAGAUACCUGACAAAACAUCGCCCAUCACGUAUUCGAGUUUUACUCUGUCUCCGUAUUAUUUCAUUAUGAAUUCACGACGGCUCCCUCUCUUUAUCUUCUCUAUAUCCGAAUACCAGGUUCCUAUUGAUAUCUCCCCUCUCGCAAACAAAAGGUCCCGCUCCUGCUGCCGCUGCACCAGCUGCGGCUGUGAAGGGAGGUGCUGCCACAACCACAGUCGCAAAGGUCCCGAAGGGAGCUGCUGGUAUGACACUGGCCAACAUGGUCGAGCUCAUCUGCUGCAAGCCAUGGGGAUAUUACAAGUAGACAUCUCCUCUUCGUCUUCUACAAGAACUUGCAGAACUGGAAGUAUGGAAGUAGAAAAUUUUCGGUAGUAGUCGGAAGGAGAAUUGAAGAUGUGUGUGCGCGAACGUCUCGCUGAACUCAAAAUCCGCUAAGUUGUUUUCACCUGAGAGGUUUUGAAUGUGGUUUGGAGAAACUGAAGAUGGACCUGCAGAAAAUAACUACAAUGUUCGACCGGACGAUGGUACAGCAGCAUCUUUUUCCCACAAGACGCAGUGUAGAAGAAUUCGAAACACAAGAAAGAAAUGUCGUGAUAUAAAAGUAAGUGGUACAAUGAGAAAAAGUACUUAUGAUGGUGAAGAUGAUUGGAUGGACGAGAUGAGAUGUAAGUUGCGCUGCUCUUGAGAAUUCAAUAGAGUUCUUUCUUGAGCUAGUGCUCACCAUCUCCCGUCGUUGUGUAAUAAAAGCGAUGAAGCUCUGAACAGUUGAUGUAACGAAAGCUCACUACUUUCGAGUACGAGUUCUGAUCUAUCGAAUUAUGAUCUUAGUCCAAGUUUGAACGUCUGAUAUUUCUAGAACCCCUAACUGAAUUAGUACAAGUGAAACCAGAAUAACACCUAGGAUUUAGCAUGCAACAACUCACUUUCACAGCAAUCAAUCUAACUGUAACCUAACUCUGAUAUUCAUUGCAGGUCUUUCAACAGAGGCACAUCUGCAAUUUUCCAUAUUUUCGUUUUGAUGUAGUUUCAAUUUUUUUUUGAGGUAGGAACUUAUGGGGAUGACUGUCUCAUAUGACCGAUGCAAAAGCCUAGAAUACCCGAUUGAGACAGGAUGUAAAAGCCCCUGCUUCAUGAUUUCAAUCGGUUCGUUUCUAUAAUAUUUCCUUCCUCAUGUUGAAGGCCUGAUGAUCAUUCUAUCCUAGGCCUGUUUGUAGCAGGUAGAACGCAAUUUAUUAGAGGGACGAAUAAACGUCCUUGUCUCCGGGUAAGGCUCUAAAACUAUGUGUCCAGAAAGUCCCUGCAUCUUCUUUGUGUGUAAUUUAUACUAUUUAUUCUUCACUCGUGCAGGCAGGACUGCUGUGACGUGGCGUUCAGCCCAGACGAAGGGUAGCCGCCGUCGCCCAUUGAAUUAAACCAACUAAGCUAGAAGAUUUACAAGAUCUUCUAUGUAGUAUUGUCGAUCCUGAUUACUACCACUAUAUUACUUGCGUUUCAUCUCACUGAUCAUAAGACUACAACAUCUCAUCAGAUUUCCAUUGGAAGAUGAUAACUGACACCGCAGAGAAUCUACAAGACCGGAGCAAUCUGUGACGAGAUUGGCCGUAGAACUCGGGAGCCCGAUACUUCGGUGGCAUCUCAGCUAGCUCCUCGAGUAGUACCGGUCCGGAGUAGCCUAGCAUGAGGGCCCUCCACAUAUCAUAAUAAUUAAAAGACCACUGGAACAAGGACGAUCGUAGCAAUUUGGAAGCAAGAUGAUAACUGUGACCAAAAAUCCUGUGUAUAAUUUUUUCUUGGACUCAUCGUUCGACCUAUGAUAUCUCCUGUUUUUGUAGUUUGGAUUUUUUUUCGUUCAUAAGGGAGUGUGUGUGGAAGAAUUCACACACUCUCAUAUGUCAAUCAGCGCAUAAUUUCGACGUAAAUGAAAAGUUAUCUGUCCCUUCUUGUGUAGGCAUGUUUUUUCGCAUCUCCGUGCUUGGUUGCCUGGAUAUUUCUAUCCUGGAGAAGAUUUUUCAAAAAUUUCAACUAGGCCAGAUAAUCAAGCACAUUCAUAAGCAUGCAUGCAUCAAUUUUAGAAAUUAUGUUAGAUCCCCUGUAGAAAGGAGUAUAGCUGCUGCAAUCAAUAUAGCGAUCGAUUGAGAUGAUCGCGCCGUGUCAAGCAUUGUGUUACAGGCGUGUGCGCGAGAAAAAACUGUCCGACAAUCAUAGAAAAACCGAGUUGGAGGUUCCAUGCGGAUCGUUCGGCGGAUAAAAGGAAUAUGGAACUCUUCAACGGAAAAUUUUCCGUCUAGCGGUGGAGUGGUGGCGAUGGAUAACUCGACUCCAUCGGCUUGCUAACAUGGUGG